CAGGUACACCGGAUAACACUGGGAUCUCCCUUGCGACGUUCUCGGACUACAAACAAAAACACGGUGCCCUGCAGAGGCAAGCUGAUUGAUUGGCUGAUACGUCAUGAAUGAACCCACUGCUUCCACUAAUGCCUGCGUCGAUUAUUAUCUCCGGGACUGGCAGCUGCGAUUACCUGCUACUCUGCGGACAAAAGUCUACUCUUGACAGGAUGAGAUACCUAAAAAAUGAGAAUAAGUCGAAACUGAGCAGGAAGUUCUUGCGAGUGACGAUUAGCGUUUAAGCAUCCCCAUCUGAGCAAGAUACAUAUAGAUGCAACUCUCUUUCUACGUUAAUUGUUCCGCAUUUGAUCAAGAUGCGGCUCGCUUGUGAAGGGGUUCCAAACUUGACCGAGGUACUUCCUUGUGAAGAGAUAUCCCACUUUGUCAACCAUACACUAAGUUCAACAUUGUGCUAUGUUGCCUAUCCUUGUGGAUCGAUGUUUCAUGCCCUGUUGUUGUUCCCCC
Molecule: messenger RNA, 504 nt
Organism: Amoebophrya sp. A25
Lineage: Eukaryota; Dinophyceae; Syndiniales; Amoebophryaceae
Source: the annotation of a GenBank genome assembly